AAAACUUCCUCUGCCAACACCAAUCUCUAUUAAGUCACUCCCGGGACGCGGCUCACAAUGAAGUUCGUGCCGGCAGGCGUCGUGCCCUUCGUGGCCUUGCUCCUGCUGCAGCGGCGGCCGGUGGCCGGCCGGGCGUUGUUGGUGACCGGCGCCGGCUGCCCCGGUCAUGGUUUGUGCCGCUCCAACGUCCAGGAGCAGACCCGCAGGCAGGUCGCGUUGCUCAACGCCACCGCCCAGGACCUCUUCAGCCUCUACCUGAAGUGCCAGGGAGAGCCGUUCAGCAGCGAGACGGACAGGCUCUGCAACCCCAGCGGCGUCUUCUUCCCCGCUUUCCGCGUCAACCGGACGAGCGAGAGGAAGGAGGUCAUGGUGGCCAUGUACAAGCUCUUCGCCUUCCUCAACGCCUCGCUGGGGAACAUCACGCGCGACCAAGAGGAGCUCAACCCGACGGCCAAGGAGCUCCUCGACCGGCUGCACAACACCACCAAGACCACCCGGGGCCUCAUCUCCAACCUCACCUGCCUCCUCUGCAAGAACUACAACGUCUUCCAGGUGGACGUCAGCUACGGGGAGAGCUCCAAGGGCAAAAGCGCCUUCAAGAAGAAGCAACAGGGCUGCCAGGUGCUCAGAAAGUACGUGCAGGUCAUCGCCCAGGCGGCCCGCGUCCUCCUACCUCAUCUCAGCCCCCCCUGAGCGCCCGCCCCGG
This is a messenger RNA of Aquila chrysaetos chrysaetos, 706 nucleotides long. It is a transcript of the gene LIF, whose product is annotated as LIF interleukin 6 family cytokine. The record is from RefSeq and is a predicted model, not a curated record. Gene Ontology annotation, molecular function: cytokine activity; leukemia inhibitory factor receptor binding. Gene Ontology annotation, biological process: immune response. Gene Ontology annotation, cellular component: extracellular region. The coding region runs from base 58 to 693 and encodes 211 amino acids. NCBI's taxonomy places the organism in Eukaryota, Metazoa, Chordata, Aves, Accipitriformes, Accipitridae. The transcript has 3 exons.